This is a messenger RNA of Amborella trichopoda, 4095 nucleotides long. RefSeq names its product DNA helicase ROCK-N-ROLLERS (gene RCK). Lineage: Eukaryota; Viridiplantae; Streptophyta; Magnoliopsida; Amborellales; Amborellaceae. Gene Ontology annotation, molecular function: ATP binding; nucleic acid binding. The record is from RefSeq and is a predicted model, not a curated record.
AUUAUUAAGUAACAUACGUUAAAAGUUGGAACUCUUCCUACAUCUUUACCGCACGAAGGGAAUUUGAAGCUUCGUUGCUCGUAUAGCGGGUAACUAUUGAAGUUCCCUCUCACGUGGAGCACACUCAGAAGAGAAACUAGACUUUAGCAUUUGGAAUUUUCCUUAUUAAGCUCUGCAAAUUUCUCGGCUUCUUGGCAUUUGAAAGGAAUUUUGUAAUUUACAAAAAGAUCAAUUCGGUUAUGGAUUCAUACUCUUUGAAGUCAGUUUUGGAUCUUCCAGCAUCUUUCCAAUCAACUUUUAAUUUCAGCAGGUAUUUCAAUUCUUUGCAGAGUGACUGCUUUUCAGGCUGUUUUCUCUCAGAUAUCAACAUGGUUAUCUCAGCACCCACUGGGAGUGGUAAAACUGUGCUAUUUGAGCUUUGUAUUUUGAGACUUCUUUCUAGGUUCCUCACUCCGGAGGAAAAGUUCGUUCAUAUAAAAGGAAUCUUCAAAACAAUCUAUAUAGCGCCUUCAAAGGCCUUAGUCCAAGAAAAGCUUCGGGACUGGAACCAGAAGCUUGGUUCAUGGGGAAUCAAAUGCUUAGAGCUCACAGGUGAUAGUGAAUCCAAUGAUGCGAACAACUUGCAAGAAGCUGAUAUCAUUCUUACUACUCCGGAGAAGUUUGAUGCUGUCACGCGGCAACGGAUAAGGGAUGGUGGCUUAAGUUUUUUUGGAGAUAUUGGACUCCUACUCAUUGAUGAAGUUCACCUUCUAAGUGAUCCACGAGGAGCUGCUCUGGAAGCAAUAGUUAGUAGAAUAAAAAUGCUUGCUCAUAACCCUAAAAUGAGUUUGAGUCCCAUGGCUCAUGUUCGAUUUGUAGCUGUUUCGGCCACAAUACCCAAUAUUGAGGAUCUUGCAGAAUGGCUUUUGGUUCCUUCUGAAGGGAUAAAAAGAUUUGGAGAAGAAAUGAGGCCUGUGAAAUUGACCACACGUGUCUAUGGCUAUGCUCCAGCCAAAAAUGAUUUCUUAUUUGAAAGGCGGCUUCAGAACUUCAUUUCUGAUAUCCUUAUGCAACAUUCAAGAGGGAAAUCUGCUCUUGUUUUCUGCUCCACUAGAAAAGGAGCACAACAAGCAGCUCAAUGCCUCUCGCAGACUGCAAUGGGUCUGGGGUACUCGAAUCCAUUUGUGAAGAGCAGGGAACAACAAGAAAGAUUGAAAGCAGCUUCUCUAUCAUGCAGUGAUAAGCAAAUGCAAUCGUGCAUUCUUUAUGGUGUUGGUUACCAUAAUGGUGGUCUCUGCCUAAAGGACCGCAACCUUGUUGAAAGUCUUUUCCUGAAGGGUGACCUCCAAAUUCUGUGCACUACGAACACUCUUGCACAUGGAAUUAACUUACCAGCACAUACAGUUGUAAUCAAAUCUACACAGUACUUCAACAAGGAAAAGGGUCUCUAUCUGGAGUACGAUCGCUCAACAAUUCUGCAGAUGUGUGGAAGGGCAGGCCGGCCACCAUUUGAUGAUACUGGAACAGUUAUAAUCAUGACAAGAAGAGAAACAGUCCCUUUGUAUGAAAAUCUUUUGAGUGGAUGCGAGAUGGUAGAAUCCCAGUUGCUUCAAUGUACAGUGGAGCAUCUAAAUGCAGAAAUUGUUCAGCAUACUGUCUCGGACAUAAGUUUGGCUAUUGAGUGGCUGAAAUGUUCAUUCUUAUAUAUCCGGAUGAAAAAGAAUCCUGAAAACUAUAGGCUUAAAAAGGGGAUUUCAUCCGAACAAUUACAGCAACACAUGAAUGAUAUAUGUGUUCAAAAUGUUAGCAAGCUUUCGGAAUAUGGGAUGAUCUGGACAGAUGAAUAUGGGUUUGCUUUGAAGCCCUUAGAACCUGGAAGAUUGAUGACAAAGUACUACUUGAAGUUUAACACGAUGAAAAAGAUCAUGGAGACUCCCAAGAACAGUGGUCUGGUAGAUUUACUUCAUAUUGUUUGCCAUGCUGACGAAAUUGCCUGGAUACAGCUGAGGCGCAACGAGAAGAAACUUCUUAAUGACAUAAACACCGAUAAGGAUGGUCGCCUUCGUUUUCACAUUCUCAGUGCAAAUGGAAAACGGAAAAAACGUAUCCAAACAAGAGAGGAGAAGAUUUUUGUUUUGGCAAAUGACAGCCUGAGUGGUGACCCUUUGGUCCAUGAUUUAUCCCUUUGCCAGGAUAUGAACUCAAUUUGCUCUAAUGGAAGCAGAAUUGCCAGAUGUAUGAAAGAAUGCUCCAUUUUCCAGAAGAGGUACAAGGAAGCUAUAAACUCCACUCUUCUAGCCAAGUGCUUACACCAUAGACUGUGGGACACUAGCCCUUACUGUCUGAAACAGUUAGUCGGCAUCGGCAUGGUUACUGCAAAGGCAUUGCUCUCAGCGGGGAUCAAUUCAUUUGAUAUGUUGGAGAAUGCUGACCCAAGGAGGAUUGAAAUAAUCAGUGGUCGGAAAUAUCCCUUUGGUAACCAUGUCAAGGACUCCUUGCAGUUAUUACCCCCAAAGGUAGAGAUAAGGAUUCAGGAAGUUCAAAGCAGAAGGCAAGGAAAUAUAAAGGUUAUGGUUACAUUAACAAGGACUUCACCAUCAAUUGCAUCAAUGAAGCGACACUAUGCUGACAUGGUCGUGGGUUCAGAAGAAGAGGACCUUAUCCUCUUUCAUGAGAAAAUGAGAAUGGAUGUGUUUUCCAGCCCAUACAAUGUUGAAGUUCUCUUGGUGACCCCACAAGAUGGAAAAGUGACCGUGAAAGCCGAUCUGAUAUUUGAAGAAUAUGUGAGUUUAGAUGUUCACGAAAAACUUAUAGUUAUGAAGGACAACUCCUCGAAAUCGAAUAGAAAACAGGCAAAUGUGGAAGAUGGAUCCAAUUGCUUUCAGCCCAAAGAAAUUCAUGUGAUUGAUGACGAUGGAAAUAACGACAAAAUUCAAUCAUCAAAUGACAAAGCAUACAAAACAAGCAAUGGGACUCGGUGCAACUCUUCUAUGCCUAGCUUUGACCUCCUGCAUGAAGAUGCACAUGGAGGUUCUGAACUUCUUGAGAUAGGAGAAGACUGCAGCAACACCAUUACAGAAAAUUCAGUAUUCGACCACAUCCGCAAGAAGUCCAGGACUUUUCCUCCUGUCCAGUCAUUGACGAACAUGAAUUCUUUUACACCCAAUAACCCCUCAAGGGCAAAACAUUCCUCCACUUUCUCUCUUUGUAUUUCACCCGGAAGAAAUGUGGGCGAGGCUCAGAGAGAGAAUGUGGAAUUGUCCCAAACAUUAAAGGGACUACAUGAGGCUGGACUCCACAGGGAGAAUGUGGUAUCACACCAAAUAUGGAAUGCACACAAUGGGGGUGAAAUCCAGAGAGAGAAUGUGGGAUCUUCUCAGUUUUCAAAAAAACUCAAUGAGAAUGAAACAAAGAGAGAGAUAGUGGGAUCAUUUGAUUGGGAGGUGACAGAACUCCCUGACUUUGAUGAAACUUUCGUGGUUGAGAUGGAAGAAUUUAGUUAUGAUCGAGGUGAAAGUAUGGUAGCCAAUGAUUACAUUCUCUCUCACAAGGCAGAAUCAUGCCAUGAAGAUUUGAGUAUUGUUAUUAAUUCAUCAGAAAAGGCAGACGUGUUUGAGUUCCAUGGAACUAUUAACAAGAAGAUUUUCGAAGUUGAUGCUUCACAAUCUGAACGAUUCUCUCUGAAUGGGUCCCAAUCUGUCAGGGGUUCACAAAUAGUAGGGAUUGGGGAAGUGUCUUUUCUUGGGUGUAAGAGUGUUUUCUCAUUCCUCUGAGUGUUGCAUGUAAGAAGUUUGGGGUUUUUGUGGAGGUCAUCGAACGAUUAACAAGGAGAGUUUUGAAGUUGAUGGCCACGAUCUGAACGAUUCUUCUUUGAAUGGGUUCCAAUCUAUCGGGGUUUGGGGAAGUGUCUUUUCUUGGGUGUAAGUGUGUUUUCUAACAAGUUUGGGGUUUUGUGGAGGUCAUGGUGGUGUUUUGAGUGUUGCUGCCUUGUGAUUGACUGUGAAAUGGAUUACUGAGCAGCAAGGAAAAUGUGGGGGGAACAUUAAAGGCUUCUCUUGUGUCAACUUUUAUCCAAUAAUAAUAAUAAUAAUAAUAAUAAACAUUAAAGGCUUUUCA